AUGAGACGUGAAUGUGCCCAGCUGGCACGGCAGCUUGAGGCAGCCUUUGCAGUCAUCUACCUCCCCUGCAACCUGGAGGACACGUCCGCAAGAAAUGCGUUGCGCAGCGAAGCAGAGCGCGUGCCGCAGGAGGUCCUAAACAGGAUGGCUGCCAGGCUGGAGCCUCCAGACCCCAGCAAGCAUGCCUGGGAGCGCAGCACUGUCACAUUGCCGAUUGAGGAGCUGCCAAGCCCAUCCAAUGUGUGGACCGGUGUCUGGGAGGCAAUUUUGAGGGCAUGGGGCCCCCCGCUGCCAAGGGCGGUCCCCACAGAACCAAGGGGCCCCGCCACCGCCGCAUCGGCCACCGCCGCGCAUGAGGCCGACCUGCGCUCGCGCCGCGCGAUUGCGGCUGCUGUUGCAUUUGUCACAACUCGCGAGGGGAAGGCAGCGGCGGCCGGGCGUCUCAAUGCCGCGCGCAGGAAAUUGCUAGCCAGGCUGCAAAAAGAUGAAGAGUGGAGGGAUUCUGCAGCUGAGCUGGCAGACUUUGAGCAGCUCUGCAAGGAUGUUGCUACUGAGUAG
Molecule: messenger RNA, 558 nt
Organism: Coccomyxa subellipsoidea C-169
Lineage: Eukaryota; Viridiplantae; Chlorophyta; Trebouxiophyceae; Coccomyxaceae
Exons: 4
Coding region: 1-558 (185 amino acids)
Molecular function (GO): tRNA binding; kinase activity
Source: RefSeq, a predicted model, not a curated record